Messenger RNA from Acanthamoeba castellanii str. Neff, 2349 nucleotides. RefSeq lists its product as uncharacterized. The record is from RefSeq and is a predicted model, not a curated record. Bases 1 to 2349 code for a protein of 782 amino acids. The transcript is spliced from 12 exons. NCBI's taxonomy places the organism in Eukaryota, Discosea, Longamoebia, Acanthamoebidae.
AUGGAAGACGCGCUGCUGUUGGCCCACAUGCGGUGCGACGCCAACUGCAGCGCCGCAAACAGUGUGGCCCACGCCAUCAACCGCUUCUGGAGCGGGCUGGGCCUCGACGCGCGCCGGACCCUCACCAGCGAGAAGAAGCACGUCGUGCUGCAAUCCCUCCGCAAGAAGCACCUCCACACCCGCAACUGCCCCUGCUGCCAGCACUCCAAGGUUUUCUUCGACGGAGGAGCGCGCACGUACGAGCGCUUCUGCACGGCUUGGGAGAAUCAGCCCGACGACGCCGGCCUCAUCGACAUUCACUCCCCCGCCAUCCUGGGCGUUGACGAAAACACUGAGGCGGACAAGUCGAAGCUCAACAAGAAAAAGAAAGGGGCGAAGAGCGAGAGCAAGCCUCGACCGCGGGGAGCCAAGCGCACGUUCCUCGACGAGCUCGAGGAGCGCGAGAAUCGGAUCCGAGAGGCGGAAGAGCGCGAGCGCGAGAGGGAGCGCGAGAUCGAAGCCGAGCGCAACCGCAACAAGCCCGAAGAAAGGGAGGAGGACGUGGUCUACGUCGACGUGCCCACCAUCUUCGGCGACGCGCUGUCGGUCAAGGCUGGCGUGAUUUCGUUGAAGAGCUCCGAGAUCGCCCGCGAUGACCUCUGGACAUUCCUCCUGGAGCGGUAUAUAUCUAAGAAAACUCUGUGCAGCGAGAACGAUUGUCAAGCGAAGAACAAGCAGCACUACAAGAAGUGCGAGAUCUGCUCAUCGUACCACGUGUUCGAGCUGUUUCUGUUCCACACAUUCUUCGACAACGUGAAGAGAGCCCAAGUGGACGAGAUCAGGCGCCAGCAUGCCGAAGCCUGCGCCAAGCUCCUCCUCGAAGAGGAGCACAACAAGAAGGCCAACAAGAAGACAACGUCCAAGUCCAAGAAGCGCAAGGAGCGGCGCAGUCGAAAGGAGGCGUGCGAUUGCAAGUGCCAUGACGGAGGGCAAGCCGCCCCCACCGCAUCGCCGGUGAUCGACCACCUCGCCCAGGCGGUAGAAGCCGACGGAAGCGGCGAAAGUGGUAACGAGGUAAGCGAAGACGAGGUGCGGACGGACGAAGGCCAGAACAGCGAUGGAGACCUCGACACCUUCGUGUCAGAAGAAGAAGAAGAAGAAGAAGAAGACGAAGAGGAAGUCGAGGCUGGAGAUGUGUCGACCGAAGAAGAAGAAGAACAAGCUCAGGAAUCCGAGGAAGAGCCGGAGGUGCGAGUUGAGCCACAGCAACAAAUUAGACACGAGGUCGAUGACGGUCGAGGGUGGACGAAGCAGACCAACCGGAAGAAGCCCAAAAAGGCCGCUAAACCCGAAGUGGCGGUGCUGCCCGCAAAGACGUGUCCGCCGGGACUCAGCCUGGCGGUUCCGACCAGGAGCAUUCCGACGCCCAAUCGUGUGACCACGCCGCCCAGCACAGCGCCCGCCCUGCUGACCAACUCGGCCCCGAGCCUCAAGCGACACACUCCGUUCGCCGAGAUCGCGAAGGAGAAGCACAGGAAGCAAGGCGAUGGAAACCAUCUGUGUCUGAACCAACUGCACGAUCACAACCACUCCAAGCACGCACUUCCCAACAAGCCCCUCGAUGCUCAGCCCAAGCAAUCUGCAUCCCCGCUGGCGGCGCCAGCGUCGGCCACUCCGGCUGCUGCGGCGCCGGCUCUCCCCAAGAAGCCCCAAACCUCGGCCUCGACCGCGAAGCCGGCGCCCAUCGUACCGGGGCCGCCCCCUCCCCACUUCCCCUACUGGAGCCGACACCACCACAACGUGAUCCCCAAGAACUGGGUGUGGAAGGCCAAGAAGGAGGAGCAGUCGGCGGCCGAAGCCAAGGCGCAGGCGCAGGCCAAGGGGCUCGAGGAGGAGCGCAAGAGACAGGAGCGGCAGGAGAAGAUACGCAGCGCCGCUGCGGUCUUGAAGGAAGCGAUCCGUGAGGCUGGAGAUGCCAGCGAUGUGAGCUUCAUGAAGGAGACUCUCAAGGAGCUCAACGACCAAGCCAACGCCAAGUUCUGCUGCGAUUGCGCGUUCGACAAACCAGAAGACGCCGACAAGCAACGACAACAGACGGACAGUGGCCCGGCGUGCAGCGUGCCCGAUUGCCGCGACGUCGACUGCUGCUACUCCCACUUUGACGGUCCUUCGCUGUUCAGCAUCGACCCGGUCAUGUUCCCCUUCUCCCACAACUACACCUCCUCGCUCGUGUCGUCGCCCUCGUCGUGGCCUUCUUCGCCCACACUCGACUACAGCUAUCAGUUCUCCUCCUACGCCGCAGGGGAGCCCUGUGCGGACUCUCUGCACCAUGGCCACCACCAGCCUUGGCUCCUUCACUCGUACACCUGA